GGGCAGACCCUGACUGAAGGGGCGCAGGGCAGGGAGUGGGGUCACUGUUGGCAGGCCCAGGUGAGCGAUGGUGUCCCAGCCGCCACUGCUGUUCCUCUUGCUCCUGGUUCCACAGGCUGGGCAUGGCUGCCAGGGGUCACAGCUGGACCGGGAAAUUGUCCUGGCCAAGGUGAGGGCCCUGUUCCUGGACGCCUUGGGGCCCCCGGCAGUGAUCGGGGAAGGUGGGGAUCCUGGAGUCAGGCGUUUGCCCCGAAGACAUGCCUUGGGAGGCUCCGUGCGGAGGGCCUCUGAGCCCGAGGAGGAGGAUGUAUCCCAGGCCAUCCUUUUCCCAGCUUCAGGUGCCAGAUGUGAGGAUAUGCCAGCUGCUGGUGAGUGGGCCCAGGAGGCUGAAGAGGGCCUCUUCACGUAUGUGUUCCGGCCGUCCCAGCACACACGCAGCCGCCAGGUGACUUCGGCCCAGCUGUGGUUCCACACCGGACUGGACAGGCAGGGCACAGCAGCCUCUAAUAGCUCUGGGCCCCUGCUAGGCCUGCUGGCACUGUCAUCCGGGAGUCCCAUGGCUGUGCCCAUGUCACUGGGCCAGGCACCCCCUCGCUGGGCUGUGCUGCACCUGGCCGCCUCGGCCCUUCCUCUGCUGACCCGCCCUGUCCUGGUGCUGCUGCUGCGUUGUCCUCUCUGUUCCUGCUCAGCCCGGCCUGAGGCCACACCCUUCCUGGUGGCCCACACACGGGCCAGGCCGCCCAGUGGAGGGGAGAGAGCCCGGCGCUCGACUCCUCCACUGCCCUGGCCGUGGUCUCCCGCCGCGCUGCGCCUGCUCCAGAGGCCUCCAGAGGAACCGGCUGCCCACGCCAACUGCCACCGAGCGGCUCUCAACAUCUCCUUCCAGGAACUGGGCUGGGACCGGUGGAUCGUGCACCCUCCCAGUUUCAUCUUCCACUAUUGUCACGGUGGCUGCGGGCUGCCUGCCCCACCAGACCUGCCCCUGCCGGUCCCUGGGGUUUCCCCCACCCCUGUCCAGCCCCUUUCUUUGGUGCCAGGGGCCCAGGCCUGCUGUGCCUCUCUUCCGGGGACCAUGAGACCCCUACGUGUCCGCACCACCUCGGAUGGAGGUUACUCCUUCAAGUACGAGAUGGUGCCCAACCUUCUCACACAACACUGUGCUUGCAUCUAAGAGAGUUCUGCGGGGGGCCAAGCCCCCACCAUCAGCUGGGAGGAAGGGCAGAGUUCGGGAGAUUGAUGGUUUCUACUUCCCCCUUCCUCCCACUUCUCUGCCUGAAGGCUCCUCCCCCGUCCCACCGCUGUCCCAUGGGUAACAUGUGACAAUAAACAGCGUAGUGCAUAUGA
This is a messenger RNA of Diceros bicornis minor, 1344 nucleotides long. It is a transcript of the gene INHA, whose product is annotated as inhibin subunit alpha. The record is from RefSeq and is a predicted model, not a curated record. Gene Ontology annotation, molecular function: growth factor activity; cytokine activity. Gene Ontology annotation, cellular component: extracellular region. Gene Ontology annotation, biological process: SMAD protein signal transduction. The transcript is spliced from 2 exons. NCBI's taxonomy places the organism in Eukaryota, Metazoa, Chordata, Mammalia, Perissodactyla, Rhinocerotidae. The coding region runs from base 68 to 1171 and encodes 367 amino acids.